Molecule: messenger RNA, 16141 nt
Organism: Rhagoletis pomonella (apple maggot)
Lineage: Eukaryota; Metazoa; Arthropoda; Insecta; Diptera; Tephritidae
Gene: puf
Product: ubiquitin carboxyl-terminal hydrolase puf
Exons: 26
Coding region: 1-12324 (4107 amino acids)
Biological process (GO): protein deubiquitination
Cellular component (GO): nucleus; cytosol
Molecular function (GO): cysteine-type endopeptidase activity; cysteine-type deubiquitinase activity
Source: RefSeq, a predicted model, not a curated record
AUGUGUGACGUUUGCUCAGAUUUUCUGCAUUUGCUGGAGUCGUAUGAAAUUCGAAUUACCAGUAAUGAUGCGAAACAUUCAAUUCUAUUGAAAAGUGAGAUUGAAACUGCUUUUGGAUAUAUACAGGCAUGGCCACAACGCCAGUGUAUGUGUCUCUAUCGCGACCCGAAAAACUUUGAACGCUUCAAUCUUGUGGUUCAGUCGAUGAUAUGCUUGGCAGUACACCACCUGAAGCAUAUUGAGCGUUUAAUUGAUGAUUACAAACGGCUAACAGCAUGCAGUUUGGGGCAGACGACUGGUGCAGCUCAGACAAAGUCGCAGUCGAAUGCACAAACGGCAGGUGCAGGCACCUCAGAAAAAAAUACUAACUCAACAUCUGAUAACAAGGCUGAUAAGGAAACAGGCUCUAUAGCAGACAAUGGGAAACGUAAUAGUGGGGUGGACGGCAAUAACACUGAAGAAAUAAAGGAAUCGAAGAAGCCCAAACGAGAUGGAAGCUCAUCUCCACCUUGCUUAUCGCCUUCACAACGUAACGUAACUUCCCCGGUAGUUCCGUCAUCACCACCGCCCCCCGCACCUUCAAUGCACCUACCCGAUUCGAAUACAAAUACAUCGUCAACGGGCUUAACCUCAAAUCCUGGGACAUCAAUUUCUUACAAAUCAAAUGUUAAUACAGCAUCAUCGUCUCUAUCACAAAUAACUGAAGAACCAUGGAUCUUACCAGAAGUAGAAAAACUCUUCAUAUUGGUUUCCAAAGUGUUUUUGCUUAAUUUUCCACUGUAUAUUGCCUAUAAGCACGGCACGCAUGCGCGUUUGGAUGACAUUUCCGCUGAAGAGGCGCAACAUUUGGCAAUAUUUUGCGAUCUGCAUGACAAUGAAAUUCCAGUAUACUUACUACGUAACAUAACAUUGUUUUGCAAUUCGGGCGGCUUUGCUGCAAUGAUGUUGUGUUUCGAACAGCCAGAUCUACCGGUCACCACCGCACAAGCCAUUACUGCCACGGUUUCAAAUAUAAAACUUUGGUUAAAUUACGGUUGCAUUGUGCAGUUGUUUGUGCCGUUGCGUAGUCGAGUUUUGCAGUACAUGUGCAAGUUAUCAGAUCAAAAUUUACGUUCAGCGGCAACUCGAGCCAUGGCUGACUUUGUGUGGUCAGCUGUACGAGAUCCGCUCGACGCCUCGGUCAGUUUCGAUGUCGAAGGGUUAGCACUAGCUUUUAAGUACUUUACAUCAACCACGCUUACAAUGCGCUUAGCAGGUAUGGCGCAAAUAAACGCACAUAUUAAUCUUUUCAAUGAAAUAUGCACCACUGAGACUGUUGGUGAGGUUGAGAUUGUAGGUCAAAAAAUCGCCAAUUGGCUUACCGAAAAUCAAAUUAUACAACAUCUUUUUGGACCCAACCUACAUGUGGAAGUAAUCAAACAAGCCCAUGUAGUUCUCAAUUUCCUUGCCGUGGAAAAUCAAAUCACUGAAGAGCAUAUUAAACUAAUAUGGCAAGCUACCCAGUUAAAGCACUGCUCGAAGACAAUUUUUGAUAUACUACCGGCAUUGGUGAAAAACUUGGCACCUCGCCCAGCUAUGCAUUUGUACUCGUUGCUUUGUCGCAUGGAUCCAAAGGAACACACUGAACAAAGCAUUUAUAUUGCGUCUGCACUUACAAAACUUAUAUGGUCACGCGAUAAUUCCCGUGCUCAAAUGAGCAUGAUGCAAGAUCAUCUUCUGGCAGCGCAUGUGACUGCCUCUAGCUCGGACAGUGGUAGCAUGGACGGUAGCAAUUCGGACGAUGAGCCCGGAAAUGGCGAUGAUAGUAGCCUAGCAAGCGGCACACGCAAGAGUCCUAUUGAUAUAGAAAACGUCGGAUCGGAUACGGGAGCUCCCCCACCUUGUAAACAGGCACGCCAUAGACGUCAUGCUUGUGAGGCCAAUUCGGAAGACAAAGGAAGCCGUACUAAUGUUGAGGACUUAAACUUGAUAAAUCAAAAGCUGGAUAUGAAAAUGCAAAAUCAUCGCAUCGUAAAUAUUAUCGACAAUUCAAGUAGUGAAGAUGAUUUGCAACAAGCCGCACUGGACAUACAAAUGCAUCGCAAAAAGUCACGAAAGCGUCGAAAAAACAGCAAUUUGCCACUCACACGUUUAGCACAUGAAAUUGUGGAAGCUAUUUGGGAUGGUGGCGAGGAUGAGGACGCUACUAGUGACGAUGCAGACGAUGCCGACGAAGCUGAUGGCGAAGUUUUAAACGAUAGCGACGAUUGCAGUGACACCGGUGGUCAAGUUGUGCCUAGCGCAGUGCUGAAGCAUCUACGCGGAGAAGGACCUUACAUAAGAGCUAUUGACGAGACUCAUAUUAGCGAACUUCUAAAUGGGGCCGAAAUCGAUGGCUAUUCGUCUCCAAUGAGUAACAAAUCCGAAAAAAAUAUGGCAGACUUCGAUGACGAGGACGUAUCGCCAUGCGAAGAAGAACUAAGCCAGUUGCAUGCAUUACGUGUGUCUCAUAAUUGCGUGCCGCCAGCUUUUGCUGCUGCCGCUAUGGCAGCCGCACAUUCAAGUAUUCAGCAGCAGCAACAAAAGUCGGUUGAGGCGACAACAGCAGGUGUUGUGUCGGAUGUCGUAGCAGCCGUUAGCGACCCAGCUGCAAAUGCGGCCGCAGUAGCCGUUGCUGCAGCAGCAUGUGUAGAUGCGGAUUUGCAGCAGCAAGUUGCGAAUGCUAAUGCCGCUGCGAUUGCUGCUGCAUUAGCGGCAGUAAUGGUGCGCCGCACUAGCGAUUCAGCUGACGUUGACAUGUUGGACAAUAAUUCAAAAGUAAUAUCACCACAAGCGCAGUUUGCGGGACGUGUAUUGCAAAGUGUCGUACAGCAACCGCUGCAAGGUGUUGGUCAGACAAUGCCAAUAUCACCACAAGAGACCACGCCACAACUUCAACAACCAACUUUCAAAAUUAACGAUGUAUGCCAACCUGGUAAUACUUUACUUUGGGACUUGUUGCAGGAUGACAAAAUUUUUCAAUUAGGAGAAUCCUUGGCGCUUGAGGCUGAAAAAGCACUGGCCACCUUACUUUGUUUUAGUAUGGAUCGUCAGCUGCGUACAAAGUUCAUUGAAGGUUGUCUACAAAAUCUGGCAAGCAACCGUAGCGUAGUUGUGAGUCUGCGAUUGUUGCCUAAACUUUUCGCGUCGUUUCAACACUUUCGCCCAGCAGACACACAUCACGUGACAAUGUGGGCUGAAAGGCAGCAUCGCAUGAUGUAUCAUUUUUUUAAUAAUAUCAAAUUUUAUGCUAAACGCUACACAGAACUCCAAGGCAAGUUGGCUAGUGGUGGUGCUGAAACACCGCCUGAAGCGCUGAUGUACUCACAUAAGACACAAGUAUCGGUGCGUUUACAUUUCUUGUCUUCCAUCUUUUCCACGCUGGGAUCGCCAAAAACUUUUCGUUUGACAUUGGAACAAGUGGAUUCGCUGUGGGAGUGGCUAGCGCACGAUAGCGAGUGUUCCGACUGUUAUUUCUCAUGGCUGCAGAGUCAAGCCAAAGGUGGCGAUCAGCAUGCUUUGGGUAUUGAUGCUUUGCAGCAUUUGUACUUGAAAAAGCUGCCGGAAUUGCGACCCGAAGAAUUUUCCAUGGUGGCACUUGGCCUCUUUCAGCAAUUGUGCAGUCUAGCUCGCAUGGCUAUUGCACACUACGAAAAACAAACCGACUCGAUAUCAUCGACAUCAUCCAACAUAGUUGGUAUGUAUCAUCUGUGGAAGAUCGCACUGCGCGCGCACAACACUGAGGUGUCCCUAGCUGCCAUUCAGUACAUUAAUAUGUAUUACAUGGGCCAGCAGCUGCGGUUGGAAAAAGAAUUUGUAUCACAAUGUAUGGAUAACUUGGUGCAAGCUACCAACGCAUUGGAAAGUAAUGAGGAUGAGAACGCGCUAAUGUGCGUGCAACGCGGCCUGAUGCUGCUGAACACACACUUAGAGACAUUUCGACGGCGCUAUGCUUUUCAUUUACGGCGUUGGGCAAUCGAAGGUAAAGGUAUGUGCUCGCACAGCAAUCUGAAGAAUGAAGCCGCUGGGCCGGCUAUACGAAUUGUGUUGCAACCAGCUGGCCUCUCGGAAAAGUCCGUCCUGCAUAUGCAUGCGUGCGAUUUGAUUGCUGAACUUAAAGCUGAAAUAUCUAAGUGGUGGGAAAACCUACAGGGUGGUUCUAGUAGGGGUGGCGUCUCAGCACCGGUUUUAGGUCUCUUGCUGAGUGACGGCCCUUUGCGUAUAAUAACACAGGGCCAAGAAUUGACAUCUGACUAUGACGAGCGUAGUUUGGGCGAUGCUGGGUUCAAGGAUAAUCAGAUUGUUUAUGUGUCCUUGGGCGGUCGUGGGGCUAGACGCAAGGAGACGAAUCUCGAUCAUCCAUCUAUGCAGCCGCCACCGCCGAAGGAAUGCCUACCAACAGUAUUAUUGUUGCAGCCGCGUUACUUUGAAAAGCUUUUCUGUCUAAUGCAGACGCUGGGCGAUAUGAAGCCACAAAACUCAAAUUUGCAAUUACACACUAAAGCACAACUUCUCUCUAGACGUGUAUGGGAUAUACUGGCCAUUUUGCCUACAAACCCUCUUAUCCUGGAUGCGUUCAAAGGUCUGAGCAAUGAUUUGAACGCUUUCGAUCGACUCACCAGUGAAGAAGAGCAGGCCAACAAACGCAAGGAGAUAAAACAAAAACUAAACGAGUUGCUCGAUGUUAGCAAUUUGCAAAAAUUUAUGUACUCUUUGCACAUAGUUGAGAGUCUUACCGUGAACAGCGUAUUGCAGCAAAAAGGCGGUGGUGGCAAUGGUCCGACGUGCUGUGGGUUCGGAGGUGGUGGCGUUAACGGCAAUGUAAUACCUAUGGAUCAAUACGUGCGUAGUACUAAAGGUGGCAGUAGUGCUUCAAAGCGGAGUUCGAGUAGGCGUCGAAACAGCAACGAAAGCUUGCAUGCAAAAGAUGAUAGCAAACGCAACAAUAGCGGCAACAGCAGUGGUGGUAGUAGUAGCUGUAGUGGUAGCGGCAGUGGCAGUGGCUGCGGCAGUGGUAGCGCAAGUGUUAGCAGCGCUGGAACUGCUUUGGAAUCGCUGUCCCAGAAGGAAAAUAAUGAUGGAGCUGUGCAGAAAGAAUCUGGAAGCGCUAGCGCUGAAAGUGAGUUCAGCAAUGAAAUGGCUGGCGAGGAUGUGCCCAACCAUGACAAGGAAAAUAAUCAACCUUUAGCUGGUCGUCCACACAAACGUCUAAAACGCAGCGAUAGCAAUGCCAACUUGAACGAUGAAAAAGAUAGCAGACUCGCGGCAAGCGCCGUGGAUUCCGGGAGCAGUGCGGCGGGUGGCGCAGUUGGCAAUGGUGCCGGUGGUGGCGCUAGCGUUACAUCCAGUGGCAAUGCACGCACAGUACACGAUAUGAAAUGGAGUGAGGUGUUCGUUCGUUGUGGUGGCUUGCGUUUACUCUAUGAAAUUUUCAUUUCCGGACAACUGCAGCAGAGCGCACAUCCUCGUGAAAUGCUCAAUGAGUGGCGCCACGAUUGUCUGGCCAGCUUGUUGCGCGUGCUGUGGCUGUUGGGCUUCGAGGAAGUGCAAGCCGACGAUAUGCAUGUUGUGGUCUCACGGCCACACGCUUUUAUGCUAGAAUUAAUGAACGUAGAUCCUUGUCUGCGCCGUUUGGCAGCUAUACUCAACGACGAAGCCUACCACUACUACGCUGCGCUGAUUCCGACCACACAAUAUCAAUACCAGUACCCAUAUCAAUAUCAUCAUUUGCGUACUGGUUUCUGGGGGCGUGCUCAGGUGGUUCAAUUUACUAUGAAUAUCAUGGUGAGCUUCGUUCAUGCGUCAGCAGAAGCGCGACGGCUACUUUGGACACAACCCGAAUAUUGUAGUUGGGUACAAAAAUUCAUUUUGGAAGAUCCUGAGCCGGCAGUACGCCGUGAGAUAUGCGCCGGGCUGUAUCGUAUCUGUUUGGGCAAUGCACAAAGUUACCAGGUGCUGUUGGCGCCAUUGUUGAGGAAGCUUAUUUCCUUUUUGCCGCUUGCCGAAAAUAUGACGUCUUAUGUGCAGCACACACAGUAUUUGUUAUCAGAUGAAGGAAAGGAACCUUACGGACCGGCAUGCCGCGACUAUUUUUGGCUUCUUGCACGUCUUGUUGACACAAUGACGCCAGAUAUGGUCAAAUGCUCUCUUGAGAGCGAUAACGAAGGCGAAGCUAUUGAUAUUGAACGAUUGUGUCAAUCCGUUUCACAAAGCAUAUUGAGCCGCGAUUUUUUUGAAACCAGGCAUGGCUAUCAGGAUGAUGGCCUCGUUGGACUCAUUAACUUGAUGUCAAAUUUCGUCAAAUACGACCCCACCUUCAAAUUCAGUGGUUCAGCAUUACAGUUCAUUGAUAAGAUUUUCGAGUUUCUCUUUGAUAUGCCAUCACCUAUGAAUCGACAUAAGCCGAAGUGUAAAUCAGCGACUUCAAGAGCAGCUGCAUACGAUUUAUUAGUGGAGCUAUGUAAAAAUUGUCCCAAAAAUUAUGUAUUUUUGCAUGCGAAACUGCUGGCACAGCAUACUCCCGGUACCAAAGCACCAUAUCCAUGGGACUAUUGGCCACGAGAUGAAGGUCGUUCCGAAUGUGGCUUUGUGGGCUUAACGAAUUUAGGCGCGACCUGCUACAUGGCCUCCUGCAUACAACAUCUCUAUAUGAUGCCGCAAGCUCGUGCUGCAAUUUUAAAUGUACCACCAACUGGCGCACAAAAGCAUGGACCCACUUUGUUGGAACUGCAACGUAUGUUUGCCUACUUGCUGGAAUCUGAACGUAAAGCAUACAAUCCGCGCUCCUUCUGCCGUGUCUACCAGAUGGACCAUCAGCCAUUAAAUACUGGUGAACAAAAAGAUAUGGCAGAAUUCUUUAUCGAUCUCGUUUCCAAGUUGGAGGAGAUGACACCCGAAUUGAAAGAUCUUGUAAAGCGAUUGUUUUGUGGCACACUUAGUAACAAUGUAGUGUCGCUUGACUGUGGUCACGUUUCACGUACAGCUGAGGAGUUCUAUACGGUGCGUUGCCAAGUCGCCGAUAUGCGUAAUCUGCAGGAAUCGCUUGAUGAGGUUACCGUUAAAGAUACGCUUGAGGGUGACAACAUGUAUACGUGCUCACAGUGCGGCAAGAAGGUGCGUGCAGAGAAGCGUGCCUGCUUCAAGAAGCUGCCACAAAUUUUAUGCUUCAAUACAAUGCGAUACACUUUCAAUAUGGUAACUAUGCUAAAGGAGAAAGUUAAUACGCAUUUCUCGUUCCCCAUGGUCUUGAGCAUGGCUGAUUACGUGGAGAAGACGCUAAUGCCUCACCAAUAUAAGGAGGAGCGUGAAAAACGAAAACAAGAACAAGAAAAGCAAAACACGGACAAUGACGGCGCAAACAAAGCUAUAGAUGAAGACAUUGACGAAUGUUUAGAAUAUGAACUAGUAGGCGUAACUGUACACACGGGCACAGCUGAUGGCGGACAUUACUAUAGUUUUAUUAAAGAAAGAAACAAAUCAGUUUUGCAACAUGACCGCUGGUUCCUGUUCAACGAUGCUGAAGUGAAACCGUUUGACCCAUCCCAAAUCGCAGCUGAGUGCUUUGGUGGUGAAAUGACUAGCAAAACUUAUGACUCUGUCACGGAAAAAUAUAUGGACUUUAGUUUUGAGAAAACCAACUCUGCUUAUAUGCUAUUCUAUGAACGUCGUCUGCCAGAGCAUUUAAAACAGCGCCAUUCGGAGUUGCUGGCAUCGCCUUCUUCCAGCGCUCGCCUGACAGACAGUGGAAAAAUAAGCGCAGUUAAUGACGAGGUAGAGACUGUGAAAUCUAGCGUUGGCAAAAAGGAAAUUGUAGACUCAUGUGUAAAGGACAAGAGUGAUAUGGAAAAAGCAUGUAGUAAGUCUAAAAGUGAAAAAGAAGCAAAAGUCACAGACACUAUUGGCAAAAAAUCGGAAGCCAGUGUCUGCGAUGCAGACAGUAAUGAGCCACAAGCGUCUACUUCAGCUGCAGCGGCUGCUAGUAACAAAAUGGCAACUGAAGUUAGCAUCAAAAGUGCUCGUUUGCAAAUACCACAUUUAAAUAAGGAAUUGGAGGAUUGGAUUUGGCAAGAUAACAGACAGUUUUUACAAGACCGCAAUAUUUUCGAGCACACAUAUUUCAAUUUCAUGUGGCAAAUAUGUGGCCACAUUCCGCAAACUCUACUGGCGCAAACUGAUGUUACUUGUAUGGCAGCUAAGUUGUCAGUUUCAUUCUUCAUUGAAACGUUCAUACAUGCCAAGGAGAAGCCUACAAUGGUGCCUUGGAUCGAGUUGUUAACAAAGCAAUUUAACGCCAGUCAAGAGGCAUGCGAAUGGUUCUUGACACACAUGUCCAUUGAACCGUGGUGGCCUGUUCAAGUGCUAAUACAGUGUCCCAAUCAAAUGGUGCGACAAAUGUUCCAGAGGCUUGUCAUACAUGUCAUACAAAGGCUGAGAUCUUCACAUGCUCAUUUAUAUUUGAAAACGGAAACCGAUGAUGACGGCAAAGAGGUGAUGGGCAAUGCUUCAUGCGUAACUCGUUUUAUUAGCUCACUUAUACUACUAAUGGAACACGGUGCUAAAGCGCAUUUACGACACUUGUCCGAAUUCUUUGGGUUGCUCUUCGAAUUCUCGCGAAUGGGCGAUGAAGAGACGGUAUUUUUGCUACGCAUUAAUGUCAUAAAGAGUGUUGCGGACUUUUACUUAGGCAAUAAGACACAGGAUUGUAUCGAUGUUGGUUCCGAUAACGAUGACAAUUCAUCGGAUGAGGCUUUAUCAGUAGACAAAACCCGACCUGCAUCAUUGGAUAAAAUGAUUGCGUUAGUGGCAAAUUUAGUAGAACGUUCGCGCGGACAGGAUUUCCGAUUGCGUCUUUCAACAAAAGAUUAUAAUGCGAUAGCUGGCGGCAAGGGCUUUCCAUUCCUGUACCAACAAAUCAAGGAUAACAUUAAUCCCCAUCAGACCAAACAUCUUAUACACGCGCUUUGUCGUUGGGAUGAUCGUUUAGCGAAUCAGAUAAUUACCAUGCUGUUCUCGUCCGUUACCAAGCACACAGAACUGUGUGGGCCAUUUUUUAAGCUGCUCACGUUACUUACUGAAACUCAAGGUGGUCCUUCGGGUUUGCCAUGUUUCUCUCAGCUGGUAUUGCAACGUGUUUGGGAUGCGGCAGAGUAUUGCCCACAGUCUGCACUUGAUUGGCUGGCUUUCCAAGCGCCCAAAAAUAAAAUCGCUCACGCAUGGAUACUACAGUCGGCUGAUAAUUGGGUGGAGCAAUAUCUGCUGGCGCAUAAUAAUUCGCGCGUACGCAAUGCUGCUGCGUAUUUGCUUGUUUCAUUGGUGCCAUCGCAACCAUUCAGAGCGAAUUUCCGUACACAUUCUCUGCAUAAGUUGUCGGCGCAUGUUUACCGCGAUUUGAAUAGCGACGCUCAAAUAAUUUUGCACAAUAUCAUCAACUUGUUAUUGCGGCUUCUGCGCUCGGCUCGUGCUUAUGCAGACAUUGGAAUACAUGGAACUACAAAGCUAACAACAUACUUUAGCCUACUUAGCUACUGCAUGGUUUCAAAGACUGAAAAAUUAAUGAUUGGGCCGUAUAUGCGAGCUUUAUGGGAUCUAUUUCAUCCACGAUUGUCAGAGCCCAGUGUUCCAGCACAUCACAACAAACAUGCGUUGCUCGCAUUUUGGCACCACUCCAUUGUCGAUUGUCCCGAAAAUGCACUUAUUGUGGCUAACUGUCACGAAAUAACGCGGAAUAUUGCAUUUAAUUACAUUCUUGCCGAUCACGACGAUUCCGAGAUAGUCGCCUACAAUCGCGCUAUGUUGCCCGCCUAUUAUGGCUUGUUGCGUUUGUGUUGCGAGCAGAGUCGGGCACUUACACGCCAACUCGCGGCGCAUCAGAAUUUACAGUGGGCUUUCAAGAAUAUAACACCACAUCCGACGCAAUAUGCAGCUGCAGUCGAUGAGUUGUUCAAGUUGAUGACUUUAUUUGCCACUAGACAUCCAGAUGCAAGCGAACAGGAACAACAUGAAGUGACUACAUUCCGACGCACAACACUUUCGGCGUACUUAACCGGAUUGGACGCGCGAGUUUCUUGGGGAACGCUUAUAAAUGCUUUGCGUAUUUUAGUUGACAACGAUGAAGAUCGACUGCUCGUCAUCUAUAAUGGCGGCAUUGAGAUGUGUUUUGAGGCACUGCAUACGUUACAUUCCAUGCAUCACGAAGCAACAGCUUGUCACGUGUCUGGCGACCUGCAGGAACUACUUAGCGAAUUGGUAUUACUACUUACCACGCUGCGUAUGAGUACGCGCUUGGACGCGCCAACGGCUGCAGCUAGUGUCAGUAAAAAACAAUUGCAGCAGCAGCAGCAACAACAACAGCGUCUUCCCGAUGCUGUUAAGCGACUGGCCACUUUCCUUAACACAUUCAAUCCACCGGAAAUCUGUCGCCUAUCACUCGAAGUACUCAAAGAGUUGGUGCGCAACCCAAGUUUAGAUGUGACUAGUAUUCUGGCACCCAUACUCAUUAAUUGCCAUCUAUCAGUGGCUAAUGCGCCGAGUAAUAUUGGACCCUUGGGACCUUAUUUUCCACGACGUGGCACAAAAGCGCCCUGGCCAACUAUGUCAAAGAAUACGCCGCGUCCACCGCGCCCGAUGGUGCAAAUGAGUAUACCACAUGGGGAAAUUUUGCAGAAAGGUGUUGAUAUUGAAUAUGACGCACAAGUGGAGGCUUUCUAUCGACCUUACCAUGACUUCUUAGACGUAAUGAUGCGUAUGGCGGUGAACACCAAUCAAUUGAAUGAGACAUUGGUUAAGUUGAGUUGCUUAGUGGCAAUCGAGGCAGCACCUUUACAUUUGAAUUUGUUUGCCAAAUUUUGGGUGGGCAUUCACAAUAACAAAAGCACAAAUAAAUAUGCUGAAUUGUUGAUCAACAACCAGUACCUGGUGGAAUACAUACAUGUAAUAUUGCGGGACGAAAGGGUCUCUCUCAGUGAUCAUUACAUAAGAAAUUUCUUAGAAAUCUAUUACCCCAAGAUAUCCGCCCAGUUGCCAAUUGCACGUCUUCUUUACACAAUCAGCUAUUCCAUGCAUUCAAAAGAGGAUCUCGACGAUCUUUGCGGCGAUUUGUUUGCCAUCCGUGUGAUAGCACAAUGCACAGGCAUACCGACUUCCGUCCGCAAACAGUUGAGGGGAUCACUCAAGGCUUUACUUUACAAGAGUUCUCGCUACCAAGAAGUAGCUGAAUUGGAGAUUACUCAAAACAAGAAAGUGGCUAAAGUAGCGGAUUCGCCCACAGCUGAAAAGGAAUCAGCAAAACAAGAAGACAACGAUGCAAAAGAUCCGCCCUUGGACGCCAAGGAAAAAAUCGAAUCCCCAAAAAUGCUUAAAGAUGUGAAAGAAUCUGCUGAAGAUAUGUCAAUGGAGUUGGAUACCGAGUCAGAUGGGAAAAAAGAUGCCAAUAAUGGUAAAAACGGAGCAGAGGCUAUGGAAACAGAUAAAUCUCCGUCUAGUGGCAAGAGUGAAGAAAAAAGUGAAGAUACAAACAAGAAUGUUAAAGUCGAUAAGGGCGAAAGUGAUCAAGAAAACACUGCCAAAACAAUAAAUGCAAAACCCGAUAAAGACGAUAGUGAAGAGAAAAAUGGCGCCGAACUCAAAGGAAUAGCACCGAAAACUACAACAACACCGACAAAAGUAUCGCGUAAGGAUAUCGAGGAUAACGUGACCGAUAGUAGCCACAGUGGUAAUGUCAAUGCUGCUUCGACCACAGUUGCCGCAUCUGCUGCUGCCGCUACACUUGUGGAACAGUGCAAAAGCAUACAAAAGAAACCUGCAGAGGUGCGCCUGUUUGAAGAGCAUGAAAAACGCAUCAAACUUUUGCUGACCAUGGAGACCUAUAUUAAAAGCAUACUAGUACUGAUGCAACGUGACGAAAGUUGUACUUCUCCAACAUCUGCAACUGUGAGUGGCGCUGCCGCAGAUAGCGAAACUGGUGCAGACGGGCCAGAAAUAUCAAGUAAAAAGAGCACGAACGCUUCAGUUGCUGCCACGUCAAUAAUGUCGCCACCCGAAAGCAUCGCUACCACAUCUGAUACACCGCCUGCCAAAAACGAAGACAAACUAUUGCAUUGCAGCGAAAAGAGUGACGUGAAAGGAGAUGCCAGUAAUAGUCACCAAUCUCCAGCUAACACACAUACCAGUACCACAUCAACCAAGGAUGAUAACAAUUCAGCAACAAAUCCAAAUACAAUCGCUGCAUCCCAACCAACUACAACGACGACACCAACACCCACGAUAUCGGCUGCCACUGCCGCGGCGCUACAUUCUCAACAAAUUUAGUUAUCGUUUAAUGAUUUGCUAAAUAUUUUGUUUUUCGGUAAGAUGCUGGAAUAAUGCCGCCACUAAGUUGAAAGUUGAGUGCAAUGAAAUGAAAGAGCAUCCGCUACGUGAAUUGGCGGUUGAAUUUCGUUAACACAUAUACAAAUACUCUAAUUUAAAUAUUAAAUAUUUUUUUCCAAUUCAAAGAAUGCAUUACGGAUGUAAAGCGAGUGAUGAAAGGCAGUUUGGCUUACCAUUUGUAUGUUGUAGCUUGUGAAAAUAUGUUUUUGUAAAAAUGUUGGGUGGAAUCGCUUUGGCUUAUUAGAAAACAAAACUUAGUCAACGCUAUAAAAUUCGUAAAUCAUAGUACAAGCUCGGGCUAAAUUUAAUCUGUACUUAAUAGGCUAAAAAAUUGUGACUCAAAUGAAAGCGUUUUCACAAGCUAAGACACACGCACAUAUAGUAGUAUUAUUAUUAUUUUUUUUUUUAUAAGUGAACGUCAUGUAGCGCAAGUGCUAAUUCCUGCCGAGUAAUACAAACUGUAUACUCGAAAGUUUCGAAUCCGCCCUCAAAAUCUGGAUUACGGGGCGGAAACUCGUUUUUCGUAGAUCUCCCAAUAUGCUUGGUUAUAAUUUCAACAAAUUAAAAUCGAUUUUAAAUUGUUAUAUAAAUAUGUUGAAAUUAUAACCAAAAAUAACUGUACGGCCCACGCAAAGCGGGUUUUCGCCCGCAAAGGUCGUUUGCUAAACUCUAAUUAAUCGGAAGUUGGUUCAAAAAAUGUUUUCUGAAUUUCUGAUUAGUGCUCAUUUGUCAAUUACGAUCUGAUUAAGUUUACUGGAAGAUGAAUUUCCGAUUAGGCGCCAGCCAGUACUGUUUUUAUGCUUUUCGCACAUUUGAUGUUGCGAAACAUGGGCACAAAUUUUGUUUCAAUCUGAUUUUGGGUAAUUUCAAAUGAAAUCAAUGACUAAAUAGAAUUAGAUAUUGUGGUUUCCCCACUAACCCGACGUCUACUAAUCGAAACUGGGUAAAAACUGACGUGCGUUUUUUAAUCAUACAUACAUUGAGCGAACGGCCCACAGUCCAGAGCCGCAAGGUAUAGUUGAGAUUUAAGGUAUGGAGCUCUUUUUUUAUUAUUCGAUAAGACUCACAACUUGUGUUACGUUUCACUGCUACACAGUGUUAUUACUCUUCGUCACUCGCGUUACAUUUACCAAUGAAUUUUCCCUGCAAAAAUUGUUGGACUUUUUGAAAGUCCAUACCUUACCAUUAAACUUAAUUCAUUCAUUUCUAUUAACACGUUUAGAAGACCUUUUCAAAUGUCUAUUAAAAAAAAAUCAAAAUAUGAUUAAUUUAGGUAGAACGAAAUAAUAUAUAAAGUUUAGUUUACGCACUCUUGCGCUCUUUGCUUCACUAUUUUACCGCACCUACUUAGCGAAUGCUGUUUUUAACAUUCUUUUGUCAUUAAAAGUAGUCCAACACAUUAUUUUCAUUGGUUUAUUUUGGUUUAUGUAACGAGUACUAACAACGUAUUACAAUAUACAUAUAAAUAUAUUAAACAAAUAAAAAAUAUAUGAUGCUAUUAGAAUUUCUGACCCAAGGUCAAAAAUGCGUGUGAGGAAAAAAAACUGAAGCUAACCCAAGGUUGGCCGUGUGAAAAUAAUAAAGAAAAAAUUAAAUUUUUUAUAGGAAACAGGUAAACUACCAGUAAUUGCAUAAACUCCGAUUUGAGGCCAGCGAGAGACGAAGUCAUUCCCUGACAAUGAUAUUGAAGCCAAGAGAAAAUCGAUAACUCGAAAAUUAAGUUUUAUUAUCAUAGUUCCUAUUUUUCAAAUUUUGACUUUAUCUAACCCAAAAACUACCAGAUACUGAUGUGUUUUGAAAAAAAUUUCCCAACUUAAAAUUCUUCUUUUCAUUGUAAUAAUUUUAUUGAAUUAACUUUAUCGCUGCUAGUCUCAAACUGGAGGUUUUGCAAAUAUGUACUACUUAAUCGAGUAGACUAAACGGCGACGAAAACAUAACAAAUCAAUAAUUGAAUGAAUAUUAUUUUGUAUGUUUUAAGUAAAUAUGUAGGUUAAACUUGACUGCGAAGAGGCGAGAGCGUUAGCCACACGACUAUCAUGCUUAAGCAAAAUAAAUUUGAAUAAAGAAAAACGGGAAACACUAAAAUGAAUGGUAUUUCACUAGACAGAGAAAUAUACAUACUUUCGCGUAUACAUAUGUACAUGUUUAGAUGGCAGAAAAACAAGCCUGAGCGCUUAACAAAUGUUUUUUUUUUGUUUGUUUAAUGUACCAAUGUUAAUAUGCUUACAUGCACACACAUACCUACAUGAAUGCUUACGAUGUAUCAAUGCACCUUUAGUUAUGUAUACUUAUGUACAUACGUAUGUAUGGUUGCACACACGGUGUUUUAGAUAGAAGCAGCAUGAAUUAAUAUUAAGGCUUUUAUACAUAAUAAGCAUACGAAAUCAUUGAAAUUUAUGUAUGUAUAAGUGAUCAAAUACUAAAUACUUUCGCUAAUUGGCGAGCACAUCAAAGAUUAAUACCACUCUGCAAACGUUUAAAUGAGGAUACCAUUCUUUUGUAUUCAAUAAAAGGUUUAAUUUAUUUUAAAGUUUUCUUCUACUGCGACCACUACUGGCAAAUACAUUGUGCGAUUUUUAAAAGUAUCCGCUUUCAAAUUAGAUCUGUUUUGACAUUUAUGUAAUCACAAUGCACGUCGUUUUGAAACAAAAAAGAAUUAAAAAAAAGUUAUAUCCUUAAUCUGGACUGUGUAGUUAUAUAUGUAUUUAUAUGUACAUGCCUUUCAAUUUGAAUAGGCACAGUGGUUUUCUUAAAGAACAACCGAGCUUAUGUGUUUCUUAUGUUAAGAAAGUAACAUUUUUCGAUAGAAAGAAGAAACCAACAUUAACUUGUAGGCAACGGAAAAGCUUCGUUUUUAGUUCCACAAUACUGCAAGGCAUCUUAGAUCGUCGCUAAUGUUUAACAUACCAAUUAAGCCUGUGUCGAUACCUGAAUACUUCGGCCUGAACAGACUGAAUAAAUUUUUAUCUGAAAUAUUAAAAAUAAAUCAGGUGACGAAAAUUCUGCUUCCCUUUUGCUUCUCUUUCACGUUUUUUAGAGAUUGUUAGGGGUUUCACAUUUUUUUUCAAACCGAUUUCCCACCAAAAUUGCAGAUUUGGAGUUAACUGUUCUGACAAAUUUCAAUUUAAUUUCGAAACCAGAACGGGUCUUGUUCUGGCCUGUUCCGCUUGGCGUUGUCACUUGAAAGCGAAAUAAAAACGACGAUUUGGCAUCACCGUUGCUAACAUCGGCAUUUAUCCAAUAAAUACCGGUAGAUAGUUCCGACAUAAAAACAUUACAUAUUUAUCUGUCGUCCUCAUUGUUUGGAACUAAAUUUAAAGGACUACCGAUAACUUCUCUUUGCUGUCUUAAUACAUUUCAACAAUGAAAGCGACGAUGAGAAGGACAACGACGUAGAAACGACAAUGACAAUGUCAAUAUACCAGAUUAUUAUCGAUUACCAAUUACUGAAAUACCGAGUAUUUUUUGCUUUUUAUUUCUUUACCCCUGAAAUAUUUUGCGCAGAAAUACUAAGUAUUUUUUUUUUUUGAAAGGCUGCGAUUUUUUCGUUUUUUGAGAUUUCCGCGAAUUUCAUAGGUCCUUUUUCGGAACAUAUCGGGAUUUUUUGGAUUUUUUCGGAGGGUUUUAAAUAUUACACAUUACACCGUGCGACACACUGUGGGCCAAAUAUAGUAAAACUGCGUUAUUAGUUUUUCUUUCUGAAGUCAGGAUUUUUCUUAAAAAGACUUUGUAGUCUUAAAGAUAUGAGUAGGUAAUU